This is a messenger RNA of Papaver somniferum (opium poppy), 1626 nucleotides long. RefSeq names its product protein MIZU-KUSSEI 1-like. The record is from RefSeq and is a predicted model, not a curated record. Gene Ontology annotation, biological process: hydrotropism. Lineage: Eukaryota; Viridiplantae; Streptophyta; Magnoliopsida; Ranunculales; Papaveraceae. The transcript has a single exon. The coding region runs from base 362 to 1267 and encodes 301 amino acids.
AUAAGUACUAGUCUCUAGAGUACUAAAGUCGAGACUUAUCAUCAUCAUCUUCGUAUAGGUUCAGAUGUUAGCAGAAAACCCCCGUUCCUUUAAUUUACUCUGUUUCUUUCUUUUCUCCAAGUACUCCAUUAAUUUACAGUUCCUCCUCUGUACUUAAUAUUCUUUCUCUUUGAUCAUCUCUUGUUUGCUUCAACAAGAGAAACCCUUUUCUCAGAAACCAAAUCACAAACCCAUAAAUUUAUUCUUUCUUCUCUCCAAGAACUCCAUAAUUUACUCUGUUUCUUAUAAGAAAAAGGAAGAACCCAAUUUUUUUUUUCAUCUCAACAAUCAAAUCAAACCCUUAGUCUUUCUUUCUACAGUAAUGACAAAAUCCGACAAUCUCUGUCAAUAUCUCUGUUCUUGCUUUAGUCCUUCUCCUACUUCUUCUUCUUCUAACAGGAGAAUGAGCAACAACCACAAAACCCACACUGUUAAGAAACGUAUAAGUACUUCAUUGAGAGAUGAUAUACCAGAUGAUCAUCACCAUCAAGAAAAAACGAAGAAUCAAGAAGAUAUUGAAGAAGGAGAAGAAGAAGAAGAAACAAGAACAUCAUCAGCAGAUGAAAGCGUAAACAACUAUCAUCAUCAUCAGGUGAAUAAUCCACCAAGAUCAUCAAAAUCAAUGGUAAUAGGUACAUUCUUUGGUCAUAGAAGAGGUCAUGUUUGUUUCUGUAUUCAAUAUGAUCGUUUAAAUUCAAAACCAUCGUUACUUCUUCAAUUCUCAUUACCUACUUAUCUUCUUAUUAAAGAAAUGAAAUGUGGACUCGUUCGAAUCGCUCUUGAAUCGUGUAAUAAUCAUCGUAAUACUAGCGAUAAUAAUAAUAACAACAGCAGCAAAGAUGAUGUUCGAAGGAAUUCGACUAGUAAUGUACUGCCAUUACUAUCGAUACCAAUAUGGACAAUGUGUAUAAAUGGACGUAAAGUUGGAUUUGCAUCAAGAAGAAGAACAACUGAUAAAGACCGUUUGAUUCUGAAAACUAUGAAAUCAAUGACUGUGGGUGCUGGUGUUAUUCCAUCUGGAUCGUUAGUUUCAUCAACAAUAACAACUAAAUGCGAUCAUCAUCAGAAUCAAGAAGGUGGAGGUGGUGGCGAGGAUGGUGAUGUUAUUUACAUGAGGGCUAAUUAUGAACGAGUUAUUGGAAAUAUUGACUCGGAAUCGUUUCAUCUUAUUAACCCAGUCGGUUUCAGUGGUCAAGAACUCAGUAUAUUCUUGUUAAGGUCAAGAUGAUGAGAUUGGAGGGGCAUUUUUGGUCAGACAAGUUUUGAUGCUCACAUUCUUUCCUAUGGCUAUGAAUUAUGGUUCAAAGGUAUUUUUGGGGAGUUGAUAUUCUUUCUUCAGUUCUGAUCAUGUUGGCUGGCAUGCAUGAUGAUCUCUGGUGUUGGGUGGACACUGAUUCUGGAUGGAGGAAAAUAUAUAAGUUAAAUUAAAAUCAUUAGACUUCUUUUACCUCCUGGUGUUUUUGGGGUUCAGCUGUUUUUGUUUUGUUUGCUUCUGUGAGGUUGCAAGUGUUCUAGCAUUUUUGAGGUUUAGUGGACAAGAUUGUAGUGUUCAUAGACUGGAGGAAUAAAUGGAUUUAGCCUUUGUUU